GAGAAGUGUGAGGCCGGGUGUUCCCAGAAGCGGACCUAUGAGAACCUGGCCUACGAGCCUGGGAGUCAGAGUGAGCUCUACCCCCAACCUAAGGCCCUCUCCCGGGCUGUUUUCCAGCUCUCUGGCCUCACCCCCAAGUCCUCCAUCCAGGCCAUCGAGAGCCACGUUGCUAGCCUGAAGGGAGUGGUGUCUGUCAACUUCUCUGUGGCCAGUGGCCUGGCUCAGGUGGACUAUAACGCAUCAUCUGUCUCUACCAGGGAGUUAUCUCUGGAGAUCCAGGCCAUGGGCUACGGCGUCGUGGAUGUGGCUGGGGAAGAGGUGACUAAGAUCGGGGAGACGGAGGCCACAGAGUCCCUGACGAGGAUCGGGGUGAAGGGUAGACAUCCAGUCUGUGUGCGCUCCAUCGAGGGACGGAUAGGGACUCUGCCUGGAGUUCUGCACAUCAUGUCUCUGAGCGAUCAAGAGGCAGUAGUACGAUUUCAGCCCCACACAGUGACAUCUGAGGAGGUAAAGGAACAGAUUGAGAACAUGGGAUUUGGUGCGACUCUUACGAACAAAGACACAAGUAUAGAUUGUGGGCAAGGGGAGACACAUGCGUCAUCCUCCAUCUUGGAUUCAUUGACUCAGACGUCUGUCAUUGGGAUUGUAGGGAUGACCUGUAAUUCAUGUGUCCAAUCCAUAGAGGGGAAGAUCUCUGAGAUGACUGGGGUGUGUUCUAUAGCGGUGUCAUUAAAGGAGGAACAGGGAACCGACCUUGACCCCAGUCUGACUCAGCCAGAGGAAUUAAGGGCAGCCAUUGAAGACAUGGGAUUUGAUGCUUCACUCAUAGAAUCUGGUUCUGCAGAAACUCUACCAACCCUUCCCCUUCAAAGACCAAAGACUCCCCUUUCCCCCCACUCCCCCAGAAUGGCUCACAGUAGCUCUGGCUCUACCAAGACUUCCAUUAACGGUAGCUCUGGCUCUACCAAGACUUCCAUUAACGGUAGCUCUGGCUCUACCAAGAUGGCCACUGCCGGUGAGGAGGGGAAGGUUCAGAAGUGCUUCAUCCGUGUGACAGGCAUGACCUGUGCCUCCUGUGUGGCCAACAUUGAGAGGAACUUAGUCAAACACAGAGGUGUCAUCUCAGUGCUGGUUGCCCUCAUGGCUGGUAAGGCGGAGGUGAAGUAUGACCCUGGUAUUGUUGAUGCCAAUCGGAUAACACAGCUCAUAGAGGGUCUAGGCUUCGGUGCCACACUGAUAGAGGACAAUGCUGUUAUGGAUGGGAAACUGGACCUCUCUGUAACUGGGAUGACAUGUGCGUCGUGUGUCCAUACAUUGAGCCAACUCACUAGUACCAAAGGGAUUCUAGAAGCCUCAGUUGCACUGGCAACCAACAAAGCCCAGAUCAAGUGACCAGAAGUGCUUGGAGCUCGUGACAUCAUCAGAAUGAUUGAGGGGCUAGGCUUUGGGGCGUCUCUAAUGAAAGCUGAAGGCUUUGGGAACAACCUGGAUCAUGGGGAAGAGAUUCAACAGUGGAAGAACUCGUUCCUGUUCAGUCUGGUGUUUGGGGUGCCAGUGAUGGGCUUGAUGAUCUACAUGAUGGUGAUGGACAGUCAGCACGGGGAACACGGUGGCUCUAUGCCCGGGGAGCAGAACCUUCUCCCAGGCCUCUCCCUCCUCAACCUGGCCUUCUUCCUGCUCUGUACACCUGUCCAGAUCUUUGGGGGUCGUUAUUUCUACAUCCAGGCGUACCGCUCGUUGAGACACCGCACGGCUAACAUGGACGUCCUCAUCGUCCUGGCAACCUCCAUCGCCUACAUCUACUCAGUUGUGGUCCUCAUCGUGGCGAUGGCAGAGAGAGCCAAUCAGAGCCCUGUCACCUUCUUUGACACCCCGCCCAUGCUCUUCGUCUUCAUCGCCCUGGGCCGGUGGCUGGAGCACAUAGCAAAGAGCAAGACAUCUGAAGCAUUGGCCAAGCUGAUGUCACUGCAGGCUACUGCCACUGUGGUCACGUUAGGUCCUGACCACUCCAUCCUCAGUGAGGAGCAGGUGCCGGUGGAGCUGGUCCAGAGAGGAGACAUAGUGAAGGUGGUGCGGGGAAAGUUCCCUGUGGACGGGAAGGUGAUCGAGGGAAGCUCCAUGGCAGAUGAGUCUCUGUGGUCAGGUGAGCCCAUGCCUGUGAGUAAGAAGCGCGGCAGUUCAGUGAUAGCUGCCAUCAACGCCCACGGAUCUCUACUGGUGCAGGCCACCCACGUAGGAGCAGACACCAUCUGUCAGAUAGUCAAACUAGUGGAGGAGGCACAGACAUCCAAGGCUCCCAUCCAGCAGUUUGCAGACAGACUGAGUGGCUACUUUGUACCCUUCAUAGUCAUUYCCUCAGUGCUAACACUGCUGGUCUGGCUGGUGAUCGGCUUUGUCAACUUCCACGUUGUGAAGGAGUACUUUCCUGGUUACGAUGAGAACAUCCCCAAGACAGAUGUUAUUGUCCGCUUCGCCUUCCAGGCCUCCAUCACAGUCCUGUCCAUCGCCUGCCCCUGCUCUCUGGGCCUGGCGACCCCGACAGCUGUCAUGGUGGGCACGGGGGUCGGAGCCCAGAACGGCAUCCUCAUCAAGGGAGGCGAACCGCUGGAGAUGGCCCACAAGAUCGGUGCGGUGAUGUUUGAUAAGACGGGCACCAUCACUAACGGCGUCCCGCGGGUGACGAGGGUGUUGGUGCUGUGGGAGAGGGCACGGCUGCCCCUGCGUAAGGUCCUGGCACUGGUGGGCACAGCGGAGMCCAGCAGUGAACACCCACUGGGGAUGGCUGUGGCCAAGCACUGCAAAGAGGAGCUGGAGACAGAUGCUCUGGGUUUCUGUAAGGACUUCCAGUCAGUGCCAGGCUGUGGGAUCAGCUGUAAGGUGUCUAACAUUGAGGAGGUACUGCUGGAGGGUGACCAGGACUCCUGUCAUACCCAGGUCACACUGCAGGGGCCACGACUGAUGAGAGCAGCCUGGUCGGCGAUACUGUGUCAGUGUCAG
Salvelinus sp. IW2-2015 is the source of this 2997-nucleotide messenger RNA. Its product is annotated as copper-transporting ATPase 2-like. Gene Ontology annotation, molecular function: ATPase-coupled monoatomic cation transmembrane transporter activity; copper ion binding; nucleotide binding. Gene Ontology annotation, cellular component: membrane. Gene Ontology annotation, biological process: monoatomic cation transport. NCBI's taxonomy places the organism in Eukaryota, Metazoa, Chordata, Actinopteri, Salmoniformes, Salmonidae. The record is from RefSeq and is a predicted model, not a curated record.